AUGAGAAAACUUGGUAUCGACAAACUCAAAGUGAAGCACUUACCAGAUUACCCGUUGUCAAUUGAUCCCAGUCAACAGCCAGAAGACACUGCCACUCAAAAACCAUUAUAUUGUUAUAACUGGAAAUUAUCAGCUGACGACAAAGCAAAUAGCAAAAAUUUAGUAGAAAUUCAACAAUGGGUCAUGCUUAACGCACCAGUAGAAAUACCAUCAGUCAUAGGGAUGCUUCAGCUUGUGCUACCAAAGGACCUGAAGCAUCAAAUUUGUGUGAUAUUCCAACAUAUGGCAAGGCAGUAUUGUUUGAAAUUACAAAAGGACGAGGCACUGGCGAGUCGAGAGAAUGAAGAUGAUAGGGACCUGUCUGACACUCAAGAAGAGAACCUUGUAAGCAUGUCAGUGUCCAAAGCGCACAAAGACUCUCGUGCACAGUCUAAAUUUGAUGCUGUAUUUAUCCUAAAUGCUAUGUCUGAUGAUGAGGUCAAUCCGGAUUAUCGGCCAAUGUCAGAUGAGGUUAGGAUAUUCAUUAGUAGGGCCCCAGAUUAUAGGAGUGAAAUACUCCAAACGAUAUAUGACGACCCUGAGAAAAUCAUCAACAACUAUCCACCUCCUUCGACAAAAUUCCUCAAGCAUCGGCUCCAUGCGUGGCAGAUCAAGCCAGAACUACUGGCCUUGGCUGAAUAUAGCAAUAAUCUUGGUUCUUCAAGGCUUGCUUACAGUGGUACAGCGUGGGGUGACAAAAAAGAUCCAAUUGAUGAUGGGUUGAAUGGGGUUGUGCACCACAAACAAAAAUGA
Molecule: messenger RNA, 792 nt
Organism: Serpula lacrymans var. lacrymans S7.9
Lineage: Eukaryota; Fungi; Basidiomycota; Agaricomycetes; Boletales; Serpulaceae
Exons: 3
Coding region: 1-792 (263 amino acids)
Source: RefSeq, a predicted model, not a curated record